Molecule: messenger RNA, 3879 nt
Organism: Didymodactylos carnosus
Lineage: Eukaryota; Metazoa; Rotifera; Eurotatoria; Philodinida; Philodinidae
Source: the annotation of a GenBank genome assembly
AUGUUUUACUAUCGCCCCAUUAAUGCUUCCAUCACAAAUCCGAACGAGAUUCUAAAAGACAUUCAUUAUUUAAUGAAAUUAUUUAAUGUACUAGCAGAAAAAUGCCAAGAUCAACCGUUGUACGUCGACCCAUUGUGUAUGAUAAUUCAACUUUGUUCAAAACCAUUUCUUUUGGAUAAAUCAACAGACAGCAAUAUUUAUGAGACUCCGUUAGCAGCAUUUUAUUCAGAUUUUGGAUAUCUAUUGAGAAUUCCAAUUAAACGUGUUCAGCAGUGUAUCUUUGAUACAUUAUAUCAAUCAAUUCGAACAAAUAAAGCAAAAGGAGAAGAGCAGCAAUCUUCUACAAAAUCAUACGACAAAAUGAGACCAACAACACCGGACUACAUUCUCAAGAUUCAAAGAACAAGUGACCUUUGUGAAACUCUUGUUAAAACAAUAGCUUUAGUGGAGAACGAUUUAAGUUUACGAAUACAAAUAUUAAAAUUAUUACAAAUAUUAUCGAAUAAAACAGCUGAUUGUGUAACUAGAAUGUUAUAUAAUGACUGUGUAAAUCGUCUUAUAUCAGGAAUGAAUGAUUCAGAUCCAUCUGGAGAAUUAUUAUUUCGCACAAUCGAAUUAUUGUGGAACAUGUUAGAAUAUGGUGACGUAGAAGUGAUUAGCGAUCAAUUAGAUUCGAGAGUAACCAUAAAAAAUGAUAUAUUAGUUGUUUGUUCUCUAAUUAUAAGUAUGAAACCCGAUGCUCCAUUCGUCGAAACUUCGUUUGCCAAACAACUUUUACUAUUUACAUCUUAUCCAGAAUUAAGAAGUAAUAAUCCAUUAGUGAAAAAUUUUAAACUAACAUCAUCUCAAGAAGAUUUUGAAUUCAAAAAACUAUUGUUUAAUGCAGUUGUUAUUCUAAGUAGAAAUUCCGCAGUGAAUGAGUUGAUGAUUGAAAGUCGUGUAUUAUUAGCAUUUUUAUCUUAUGUUGAACCUCUUCCUCGUACAAUACAAAAUAGUAUCAAAUGGACAUCAUCUCAACUUGAAGAACUUCAACUACAUGCCUUAGCAGCACUAUGUACACUAUUACCACGUUCAAUAGAAGAAUAUUUUGAAUAUCAUGUUGGAACACGUUUAUUACUGUUCUAUGAAUGGUGUAUUAAUGACAAAGAUGAUUAUCAAAGUCAAGGAAACAGUUUUUUUGGUAAAGGUGGAAGAAAUAGUAAACGUUCACAAUUACGUUAUGUAUUAAGAUUAUUUCGAAGUCUUGUUACUACACGUGAAGAUCGUGUACAUCAAGAUUUAAGUGAUCAAGGAAUUAUAGUAUCACUCACCGGCUACUUACAGAAAAUUUUUCAACAAGAAGUAACAAAUAUCGACUAUGUUAGUUUAGAUGCUAUUUGUGAUACAUUAUUCAUAUUAAGUUCAUUAUGUGAAUUGGAUAUUCACAGAAAAGAAAUAUUUGGUUAUGAAGGUAUUGACAUGCUUAUACGAAUAGAAUUAAUUGAUUCAUUAUUGAUAUGUGGUGGUCUUGGUUAUCAUAGAUUAUUGGUAGGUGCAAUUGAUUGUGUCUGGUGUUGUAUUGUUGGCAGUGUGAUUAACGAAGAUGAAUUUAUUCAAAAACAAGGCAUAUUUGCAUUACUUGAUUUAAUUGAGAAAACUCCAAAAUCAUUACAAAACCUAAUUUUAGGUUGUAUACUGGAUUUAACCGAAAACGUGAAAUGUCUUCAUUUCAUAAUGACAUGGGAAGGACAAAACCAACAACAAUUUCCUCAUUUAUUAUGUGAAUUAUGGAGAGAUGAAGAGAGAGAAAUAUGCGUUUCAAGAACAAACAAGGGCGUAAUUAGCGACCAUCAAAAACCAUUAAUGGGUGUAUUGCAACAAUCUCAAGAAAUAGUACCGAUACCAACAUGGGAACCAUCGAGAUCUGUUAUUGAUCUCAUUGAUAAUAUGAGAACAAAAAUAUAUGGAUUUUUCUGUAAACUAGGCUUUAAUGAAUUACCUGGAUUAGCCGAAGAAGAUUUUGUUACAUUGUGUAUUAUUGAAAAUUUUCUGGAUUUUAAAAUGGGUGAAGUAUGGCAAGAAAUUAUUACAGAACUGAAAAUUGAAGGUGUCCAAUUAAUAUCGUCUGAUCGCGAAGCAACCGAUACUAUAUUGCGUGCAACAGAUGAACGUGGCCUAGCUGUUGCAGCCACACAAAACUAUAUCAUAGGGCAAUAUCAUAAACAAGACUUGCUACAAGAAAAAGCAUUUUAUGAAGAGUUAACAAAAAAUAAUGCGUAUAAAGAAAAGCGAUUGGAAGAUUGGAAAUCGUUUGUGGCACGAACGUCAAAAUAUCCGUUGCUAAUGGCCGCAAAAGAUUAUCAAAAUCAAGCCAUACGUCAAUCAAGGCCAGAAGAGAAAGAAAUGAACACAUACCAUACCGUUCAUAAUUUAGAAAUACCAAAUUUAGCUGUUACAGUACGUAUAACGAUUAAAAUCAGAGAUUGCAUUAUCAAAUCAUUUCAAUUGGUUAUACUUCGGCUGAAAUUUGAUAUUACAGCCAUGUCAAACGGCUAUUCUGCAUUGUCAAAACCCUUGAAGCCACGUUCUGAGGUAGACGUACACAGUUUAUUUCCGACAUUGGAGCAAAAACCUCGUUCAAAAUAUAAUGUACCAGAUUGGUUUUCACACAAUUAUGCGAUAUCGUAUGAUGCUGAGCGAAGCAGAAAUGUCAGCCAUCAAGUUCGUCAAGAUGGUCGUCGACUUGCUAAUGAAACGUACAAUGAAAGUUGGUGGGGAAAACAUGACAAUGAUAUUCGUAUAAGUGAUCGUUUAGAUGAAAUUGAUAAAUGGAGAAAAAUAUUAGAGUAUACUAUUCAAGAUGUUGAUCGAGAAAUUCAAGCGAUAUCAUCGGCGAAAGAACAAUGUGAACGUUAUUUAGAACAUAUGAAAAGUCCAUUGGAUAUAACACUAGAAAAUCAUGUCACACGCGAUGGACGAAAACAUAUUGAUAAUGUCGAUGAUGAAUGUGAAAGAGAAUUAAAAAAGGAAGUGUAUGUUAUUGAUGGUAUUAAACGACAACUUCAUCAACAAGUACAAACAGCAUUUGAUCAAAUAGCUCGUUUGACCGAGGCUAAACAACAAUUAAUACGCGAUCUACAAGAUAAACAUACAGCAUUUGCUAUUUGUGAAGAAAAUUUACAAUUAAAUGAAUUUUCACCAAACAUCAGUUAUAAACCCGAUCCAUGUCGACCGAUCAAAGGGCAAAUAACACCUGAGGAAUGGCUUAGUUUCUCGAAAUACAACAAAGAUCGUGCGGAAAAAGAAAUGUAUGAAUCUGUACGGUUACGUGAAAGUAUAUUUCACACAAUGGGACAAUCAGCUGCUGAUUUAGAAUCUCAAGGAAAAGCAAGUGAAUAUGCGUUAAGAAAACGUCUACAUGAAGUUGAACGAUCAUUGGGUGAGCUCGAAUGGCAGAAGAAACAAACAGAAGAAGAAAUUGUCAGCGCCGAAAAUGAUAUUGAUCGACUUGAGAAAGCCAUACGAGACAAAGAGCCAUUAAUCAAACUGGCCAUGUCACGACAAGAAAAUCGUCAUUCUCGACCUGGUAUGGAUUUAGUACGUGAUGAAGUUUCAUACGGUUUAUGUGAUGAGAUUCAGCAAUUAAAAGCUGAAAAACGUGCUUUGGAAGAUCAACUUAAACAGUCAAAGCAUGCUUGGAAUAUUCUUCAACAACAACUGCAUCGAAUUGAUGAUGAAAUUGCUGUUAAAAGUAAUUCAGUGAUGUUAGAACGUCGUGCAUUAGAAACACGUCGUCGUUUAAAUACCGACAUCGCGCCAAUGACCGAAACAGAUCGAAAUAAAUCGUUGUAUAACAUGGACAAUAGUGGUCUGCGACAAAUUUUACAAUCAACAUAUUAA